AUGGCAGCUCGCAUCGGCGUCUCCGUCAUCAUCCGCAGCACCAGGGGCGAGUUUCUUGUCGGCCAACGUGUCGGCGGCUAUGGAGCAGGCUCGUGGCAGCUGCCCGGCGGAUACGUGGGCGCGGGCGAGGGCCUGCUCGCCGCUGCCGUCCGAGCGACCAAGGAGGAGACGGGCGUCGACGUGGAAGCUCUCUGGGUCGUCGACACCACCUAUGGCCUCUUGACGCAGGAAAGCGAGGAGUACUUGACCUUCUUUGUCUACUGCACCAUCCAAUACGUCAGGGCUGUGUCCGAGGCCAACGAGCCCGAAAAGCGCGUCGGGUGGGUUUGGAGGAGCGUCGAUGAACUGCAGAGCCUCCCCCUGUUCCUCCCGCUCUCUCGUCUCCUCGAGCACUCGCACAACCUGACCGAGAGCAGGGGCCUCAGCGUCAGGCUCCCUCCAGACAGCGUGGCAGACCGGCCCGUCAUCACCAUCAAAUGGGAUCAUGCCGCUCGGGGCGGCUGGAAGCUGGAUGGUCUGCGUGCCACCUUGACGCUCCCUGCGAGACGCGACGUGACCAUUGUUGACGCGGCCGUCGACGCCAACCGCCGCCUCGACGCCGUCGUAGUCGUCCGCGGCUCCGAAGGCCAGGGCAGGCAGAAGAUGGCGGUGCCGUUUGCAACCGACCUUGUUUUUUCCAACUUCAAGGACCGCCACGGCCAAGGCUUCUGCGAUCAGUAUUUGCUCGAGGCCGUCAACACCGACGUCGAGGGAAACUACAAGCUUUGGCUUCGGUACUGA
This is a messenger RNA of Hirsutella rhossiliensis, 780 nucleotides long. Its product is annotated as NUDIX domain-containing protein. Gene Ontology annotation, molecular function: 8-oxo-7,8-dihydrodeoxyguanosine triphosphate pyrophosphatase activity. Gene Ontology annotation, cellular component: cytosol. Lineage: Eukaryota; Fungi; Ascomycota; Sordariomycetes; Hypocreales; Ophiocordycipitaceae. The record is from RefSeq and is a predicted model, not a curated record. Gene Ontology annotation, biological process: dGTP catabolic process. The transcript is spliced from 3 exons. Bases 1 to 780 code for a protein of 259 amino acids.